Alnus glutinosa is the source of this 864-nucleotide messenger RNA. RefSeq lists its product as uncharacterized. The transcript is spliced from 4 exons. NCBI's taxonomy places the organism in Eukaryota, Viridiplantae, Streptophyta, Magnoliopsida, Fagales, Betulaceae. Gene Ontology annotation, molecular function: oxidoreductase activity. The coding region runs from base 1 to 864 and encodes 287 amino acids. The record is from RefSeq and is a predicted model, not a curated record.
AUGGACCCAAAAAAUUUGAUAGAAAAUCAAUUCUUCAAACUGCAUCCAUGCCUGCCUGUGAACACAAGAAUUGGGAUUGUAGGUGCUGGUCCAAGUGGCUUAUCAGCUGCUUAUGCACUGGUAAAGCUUGGUUACAAUAAUGUGACUGUGUUAGAGAAGUACCAUACUGUUGGAGGCAUGUGUGAAUCAGUCAAGAUUGAAGGAAAAAUCUAUGAUUUGGGUGGUCAAGUUCUUGCUGCAAAUAGCUCCCCUGUCAUCUUUCACUUGGCGAAAGAGACUGGGUCUGAACUAGAAGAAAUGGACUCUCACAAGCUUGCCCUCAUUGACAGCUCUACAGGGGAGUUUAAAGAUAUUAAAGUGGCAGAUGAUUACGUAUCUAUGAUGUCACUGACCUUGGAACUUCAGGAAAAGGCAAAGGACUCGGGUCGAAUUGGUGUCCAUGCUGUAAGUGAAUUUGCUUCAGAAUUGACCCCUGCAUACCUUGAGGGUCAUGGACUCAAAUCUGUUCCUAAAUCUGUGGCUUAUGGAUACACUGCUUCUGGGUAUGGAUUUGUUCAAGACAUUCCUUAUGCCUAUAUUCAUGAGUUCACUCGUACUUCCAUGGCUGGGAAGAUUCGGCGAUUCAAAGAUGGAUAUACAAGUCUAUGGGAGAAGAUCAGUGAAUCACUUCCAAUAGAAGUUUACUGCAACACUGAAGUAUUGGAAGUCAGAGGCAACUCUAAUGGUGUCACUGUUGAUGUCAAAAAUUGUGGAGAAGUCAAAAGUAUGGAGUUUGAUAAGAUCAUCAUAUCUGGUUCUUUUCCUUUGAAAAAUGGAAGCACUUACAGAUCACCAAUCUCAAAUACUACAGGAGUUGUUCAGUAA